AUGUGCUCGUCGCCUGAUCUCAAGCGAAAACCUGCCGUUACCGAACCCGACGCGGAGAUCGACAUAAAGCGGCCGAGGAUGCUCACACCAGCGCCGGACGCAGCGCCAUCGUCUUCAGAGGCAGGGCCGUCCCGCCUGACACCUCCAUCGUCAUCGCCGGAGAUGACAGAAGAGAACGACGCAGAGACCGACGUCGAGGCGGGCCCAACCACCGCCCCCAUGCUGGGAUUUUCGAUCAAGUAUCAAGGCACGGUGCUGUCCGUUCGACUGGCAGAGGACGAGACGGUGGCCGACCUCAAGGCUAUCCUAUUCUCCAUGACGGAUGUGCCUUCAGAGAGCCAGAAGCUUCUGGGCAUGGUCAAGGGCAAGCAACCGAGCGACGAGACGCCCCUGGGCACCGUCCCCUACGCACCUGCAGCUCUGCGCCCGCGUCCCGCUCGAACGCAGGCUGAAGGAUCCAAGACUACAGACACAGCCAUAGAUGCAGAACAGGCGUGCAAGCUCACCGUCCAGUUCACACUGCUCGGCACGCCCGAAGCUGGGCGCUUCAAAGAUCAGGCCGCCGGGGGCACGCUCUCGAGCGACGGGGCCGAAACCGUGCAAGACCUCGACUACCUCGGGCUACCCGACUCCCAAGCGCCCAAGCUCGAGCCACACAAAGACCCCAAGUAUCUCGCCAAGCUCGAAAAGGUGAUCCAGCGCUUCUCCGACUUUCCGAUCAUCAACCCGCCUCGGCCGGGCAAGAAGCUGCUGGUGCUCGACCUCGACUACUGCAUCGCCGAUACCAAGCGGCUGCUGGAUCCGAACUCGCCCGCGUCGCUCGGCGCGCGUCCCGGCCUGCACGAGCUGCUCAAGGCCGUGUAUCCGCACUACGACAUCUGUGUGUGGUCGCAGACGUCGUGGCGGUGGCUCGAGGUGAAGCUGAUCGAGCUCGGCAUGCUGGGCAAUCCGGACUACCAGAUCUCGUUUGUGAUUGACCGCACGCCCAUGUUCAAGAUCCAGUCCAAGGUGGGCACGCACGAGGUCAAGGCGCUCGAGUUCAUCUGGCGCCGCUGGCCCCAAGCCUACGGCCCACACAACACCAUCCACAUCGACGACCUCAGCCGCAACUUUGCCAUGAACCCACGCAACGGCCUCAAGAUCAAGGCGUACAGGAACGCGCCCAACAUGGACACCGAGUUCUUUGCCCUCCGCCGGUAUCUGCUGCAGCUCGCGCAUCCGUCCGUGCAGGACUUCACAAAGUACGAACACAUGGGCCGCGCAUGGAAGCGCUUUCAAGGUCCCGAGGUUUAA
Messenger RNA from Moesziomyces antarcticus, 1293 nucleotides. RefSeq names its product ubiquitin-like domain-containing ctd phosphatase 1. NCBI's taxonomy places the organism in Eukaryota, Fungi, Basidiomycota, Ustilaginomycetes, Ustilaginales, Ustilaginaceae. Bases 1 to 1293 code for a protein of 430 amino acids. The transcript has a single exon. Gene Ontology annotation, cellular component: nucleus. The record is from RefSeq and is a predicted model, not a curated record. Gene Ontology annotation, molecular function: phosphoprotein phosphatase activity; protein binding.